AUGGACCACCUCCGUGAUUCUCUGCUGAGCUCUCUGCCUAGAGACACACCUUCUACCACAACGAUCGACCAUGCUCGCAGAGAUCAAGAAGGUCACGCCAGUCUGUCGCUCGGGGUGAAUUCAAAGAGCCGAUACUGCGAUAUUGGAGAUGGUGUAGACUCCCUUGAAGGCCACAUUCAUUCCCUGUGGUAUAUGUACUACGAGCUUGGCCGAAAAAUCUCCUCCGAAUCACCUGAACAUGAGGGAAUAGUCCUCGAUAUCCUCCGCAUUCAAGGAAUGGGGCCGUUGACUAGACCUGCACGCGGAGUCUAUGGGAUUGAUAUCGCAAGAACCAUCGACGGUACACUGUGGAACGAUCUCCCCUUCUUGGCUGGCGAUAUGACCAAUUUCUGGGUCAAUCAUGGUGCUUCUAUGUCGGGGACACAUCGUCUCAACUUUGCAACCUUCCUGGCUAAACUUGCAUCCACUCGUGUCGCUAAGGAUAGUUUGUGCCAAGUUUCUCUUCUGAUCUUCCGUACUCUCUUUGAAAGCCCUCAAGCACUUCGCACUGGGGAAGAGUCAGACGAGGAAGAUCUCAACCGAGGUACCAAGCAGCUUGAGGUCUUUCAUCUGUUACCAGCUGCUGUUGCUUGGCUGAAAAUAGCAAGCCACAACCUCCUUUUGCUAUCAGAAGUGUAUUGGAACGACUGCCCUAGCCACAUCAGCAAGGGUGGUGAGGAGUUCCUCGAAUCGGAGCUCGGACAGCGGUCACCUGCUGGAUUCUCGCCAUGGAGAUACAUGUUCUGGCUGAAGCGACUUCAUGGGAUUCAGGAAGAAGCUAGGGAGACCAAUGAGAAAGCCCUGGAGGAGCUUGCCACCGAUGGCAUCCAGUACAUGAUCAACACAAUCAAGCAAAGGAAUGCUGAGGUCCUCAGGGCUUACAAGAAUGGUGGCGGUGCCCUGCAUCAGGAUAAGCAUCUUUCGUGCCUAAAGCCCCUUUCACGCCCAGAUCUUUAA
Molecule: messenger RNA, 996 nt
Organism: Aspergillus ruber CBS 135680
Lineage: Eukaryota; Fungi; Ascomycota; Eurotiomycetes; Eurotiales; Aspergillaceae
Product: DUF3632 domain-containing protein
Exons: 2
Coding region: 1-996 (331 amino acids)
Source: RefSeq, a predicted model, not a curated record